AUAAACAAAAGAGAAAUGAAUGCCAUUUGCAGCUUAAAGAUAGCUGGUAGGAACUGCAUUUUAUUUCGCUUAACUUCUUUGGCCAGUCAGGCAAAGUGCAAUAAUCUUUAUAAGUCUUCAGUUGAAGCUUUGAAUGGACAUCGCCAGAUUCAAAUAAAUCAUAUAGUGGAUAAAUGCCAGCGACUAAAUACAAGCAGCAACACCAGCUAUUAUUUUAUGAUUGGAAGCUCUAACUUCUACAGAAAAUUUAUUAAUAAAAGCCAAAGAUGUUUUUUGAAUGCCAAGAAUAUAAAAGUGUGCACAAACAUACACAGUAGCCGUAGAAGUCCUUGUUUCCUGGCCUCUCAGCCGUUAGUGGAAGAGUUUGCAUUAUUCCGAAGUCUUGCUCCAGUGCAGUCCCCAGAUCGCAUUCCUGCUUGGGAUGUUCAGAUCAUCAGGCUUUUUCACACAUCAUCAUCAUUUCAGGCUGCUCCAGUGCCUCUAUUGUGGAUUAUUCUUAAACCGGCUCAGAAGUUAUUUGCUAUCAUUCUUGGAAGGAGCAUCAGAAAAUGGUGGAGGGCACUGCCUCCUAACAAGCGGGAACUUUUUAAAGAAAGUGCGAGAAAAAACAAAUGGAAGAUAGUUGUGGGUCUGUGUAGCUUGGCGGUUUUAUUUAUUAUAUUUUAUUUUACUCACUUGGAGGAAACACCAAUCACUGGGCGUGCUCGACUGUUGGUAUUUGGGAAGGAACAUUUUAGGAUAUUGUCACAGAUGGAGUAUGAUAUGUGGAUGGAACAGUUUAAAAAUCAGAUGUUAGCCGAGACAGACCCUCGCUAUCAGGUAGUGAAAAAAGUUAUUGGUCAUUUAUCUGAAAGCAACCAGGACAUCCCGCAGGUCUCGGAGUUCAAGUGGGCUAUCCAUGUGGUGGAAGAACCAGGCAUAAAUGCUUUUGUACUUCCAAAUGGACAAGUAUUUGUUUUCACUGGUUUGCUAAAUGUGGUGUCAGAUAUUCACCAGCUCUAUUUCAUUUUGGGACAUGAAAUAGCUCAUGCUGUAUUGGGACAUGCAGCAGAGAAAGCCAGUCUGGUACAUUUCUUGGAUUUCCUGUCGCUUAUCUUGCUCACUAUGAUUUGGGCAGUCUGUCCUCGAGAUAGUUUGGCAAUUGUAGGCCAGUUGAUCCAGAGUAAGUUGCAGGAGUUUAUAUUUGAUAGGCCAUAUAACAGGACAUUGGAGGCUGAAGCUGACAAAGUUGGACUUCAGUUUGCUGCAAAGGCUUGUGUGGAUGUAAGAGCAAGCACUGUGUUUUGGCAGCAGAUGGAAUUAGUAGAGACCAUUCAAGGGCAGCGUAAAUUACCAGAAUGGCUCUCCACACACCCUUCUCAUGAAAACAGAGCUGAACACUUGGACCGGCUUAUACCAGAGGCACUUAAAAUAAGAGAGAGCUGCAAUUGCCCCUCUCUUCCUGGACCAGACCCUCGCCUCAUUUUCAAACUUAGCAUGCAGCAUCUUCUGGAAACAUCUAAGGAUAAAGAAGGCCAGAAUGCUACUGAGCAUGAUCUUGCAAAGCCAAAAGUGGACUUUCCUUCUGUUCAAAAGGAGGAAAAGAUUCCAAUAACUCUUGCAGUUAAAAAGGAACCAACGAGCUGAAGGGAAAAACAUUCCCCUGAAAAACUUU
Molecule: messenger RNA, 1654 nt
Organism: Terrapene triunguis (Three-toed box turtle)
Lineage: Eukaryota; Metazoa; Chordata; Testudines; Emydidae
Product: metalloendopeptidase OMA1, mitochondrial-like
Exons: 8
Coding region: 16-1626 (536 amino acids)
Biological process (GO): protein quality control for misfolded or incompletely synthesized proteins; mitochondrial protein processing
Cellular component (GO): mitochondrial inner membrane
Molecular function (GO): metalloendopeptidase activity
Source: RefSeq, a predicted model, not a curated record